AUGGGUGUGCCCCCGCUAUCUCCUGAGGAAGUACACAAUAACAUUAAGGCAUUCCUGAAAAGUGUUGAUGAACCGGUAAUCUCCGGCAGCCUUGUGGUGUACGAGUUUCUUGACAACGCCCUUGAACUCCAAUGGUCGCUGGCAAGAGUACUGAAGCUGGGCGAGCACUACGUCCAGCUCCAGCGAUGGCGAGCAAAGAAUGGGAGCUACGCUGACGUCUUAAAUGCACUCCAGAAAGAGAAAGAACAGAAGGAAGAGGAGAUGCGGAACUGCCAGCACACUCUGUCGCAGCAGCGGGAUGAGUUGGCGACGGUUCGACGAGACACCGAGGCACGAGUGGCACGUGCAAAGGAAGAAGUGGAAAACGCGCGCCGUUCUUUGGCAGCGGUGGAGGAGGUGUGGUUACAUGAAGCCUUCAACGCCCGUCUUCCCUCAGCAGGACUUUGCCUGGUGCUUGAGGCCAGCGUUGCAAUUUUGAACAGUGACGGGGCGGGGGAAGCGGUAACAGGAUGGGAGGAGCUCCGCCCCGUAGUGCGGGAUCCAGCCUUUAUUAACAGGUUGCUGGAAUACUGCCCUGCUGUCGGAAAGGACGCGAAUGCGUGGCAGGACAUCGUCAACAACUACCAGCCGCGACUUCUAAAACUGCGAGAGCAAAUACUGCGUCACUCAGUAAACAUCCUACCAGCGUCCCCUCUUGCCCUGGAGUCAGUUAUUUGCGACUGGGUACUCGCUCAAUUGAACACCAUCAUCGUGUUUCAUGCGCUUGAAAAAUCGCAAACGCGCGCUAAAGAGAUUGGUGAAGACAUAAACACCAACAUUAGUCGCAUGAAGCUACUCGAUAUACAAAUUAGGAAGAAUGCCAAGCAACAGCAUCUCUGCAACGAAGGCUACGGUAUCAUCACUGACAAAAAUGACAAAACCGAUGCGUGCCUCACCUUUAGUGAGGCCAGCGACAUCGCACCAAUCACAGUCCCCCGCUCCUCGAUAACAGCAUCAAUCAAGGCCAACAGUACCGGCGUUGCUGUCAUCACACAAGAGGAGAGCAAACGCCUUCUUUCUAGAGCGUCCAUGCACCGUCCAUUACUUUACGCAGCAUUACACACAGCGCUAAACAAUGUAAAUCAUAUAAAAGAUAAAUACCACACCAAUGCCACUUUGCUUCAGGAACUAAGUGAAAAGACAAAUAAUGUACAUAAGCAGAACAAUGACCUGACAAAACAGCUAAAAACAGCGAACACAGAAAUCAACAAAGUUCACCAAGAACUUCUUAGAAAUAAGCAUCUUUCCAAACAGGCACAAGAACAUUACGACCAACAACGCCGACACAUUCAGGAACAACACGACAAAGCGUUGCGCCAACUACAAGACGGUCAGCGCCUGUUUAAAGACAUGCAAAACAAAGAACAACAACGCCUGAAGGAGGAAAUAAAACGUCUAGCAGAAGAGAAAAAACAAGUGGAAAAUGAAAAUGCCAACAACCAUACCGCCCUACAACAAACACAAAGUCAGAUAAAGCAACUCAAUCAACAGGCGGACGACCUCCGCCGACAACUCGUAGACACAGGACACGAAUUCAAAAAAAUGCUCAAUGCGCAUGAAGAAGAUAAAACACGCUUGAUAAAUGAUCUCAAUAAGGUUAAUGAUCGAGAGAAAGAUAUGAAGCAGAAACUGAAAGAGCUGCGUGCUGAGAAUGAGCAGCUGCGUGAAGAGAACGAGCAGUUGCGUGCUGAAAAUGAGCAGCUGUAUGGCGCGGACGAGGACAAGGUUCGUGCGUUGGAGGAGCUGAACGACCGGGCGGAGGAGAUGAACCGGCAGCUGGAGGAGUUGCGUGCUGAAAAUGAGCAGCUGCGUGCCGGGGACGACGGCAACUUUCGUUCAUUGGAGGAGCUGAAUGAUCGGGCGGAGGACAUGAACCGGCA
Molecule: messenger RNA, 1919 nt
Organism: Trypanosoma rangeli
Lineage: Eukaryota; Euglenozoa; Kinetoplastea; Trypanosomatida; Trypanosomatidae
Exons: 1
Source: RefSeq, a predicted model, not a curated record